Molecule: messenger RNA, 468 nt
Organism: Fibroporia radiculosa
Lineage: Eukaryota; Fungi; Basidiomycota; Agaricomycetes; Polyporales; Fibroporiaceae
Exons: 5
Coding region: 1-468 (155 amino acids)
Molecular function (GO): metal ion binding; lactoylglutathione lyase activity
Source: RefSeq, a predicted model, not a curated record
AUGCCGCGCACAACGGAGACCGCGAGCUUCAAGUUCAACCACACCAUGUUGCGGGUGAGGGAUCCCGAGGUAUCCAUCAAAUUCUACACCGAGAUCCUCGGGAUGGACCUCAUAGAUAAGAAAGUCAACGACUCGUUCACACUUUACUUCCUCGUCUUCGAGCACGGAAGCGAGGUCACGACCGCGGAGAAUCGCUUUGGGCGCGAGGGUGUCCUUGAGCUCACGCACAACCACGGGACCGAAUCCGACCCUAAUUUUGCCGGCUACGCGUCAGGGAACUCAGAACCCGGCCGCGGGUUCGGCCACAUUGCACUCACUGUUGACGACGUCGACAAGGCCUGCGAGCGUUUCGAGAGACUUGGUGUGAAGUUUCAGAAGCGGCCGUCCGACGGCAGGAUGAAGAACAUUGCAUUCAUUCUCGAUCCCGACGGCUACUGGGUUGAGAUUGUCAAGGGCUACUUCCCGUGA